UAAACCAUUUUGCCGUCCUGUGAUUAUUUUUGGCUAUGUUGAAAUGCAACAAAUGUAUCACCUCCGCGCUCUAGAAUUUUGUGAAAGUCCCACGAACUUAUUUUUACACUGCGUUGCCAUGACACAAAGGUCGGUGCAGGGCAGGCUUGGAUUUUGAAAACGUGAUAAGAUAGACUAGAUUUCUAUCAGUGUUGUGACCAGUCGAAUACUCUCCACCCUAUUUUGUGAUAAACAGCAUUAACAGCCGGUAAUGGACCACAGCAAAUCAUCUUACUCAUCACAUCACUGUAUUGACCACAAGUCUCCUGAUAACUGUGGGCAGCAGCCAGAUAUUUUCUACACCACGCGCCUAUGUAAAAAGCUUAUCAAAGGGAAGGGAGACUUCGAUCUUACAGACCCCAAUGGGUACAAAUUAAGCACUGCCUACAACUGCCUCCAUGAUCCGAACCUAAAAACCUACUUGUACCGUAAAGAUAUUCAUAAGCAUCUCUUGAAGGAUGGAUUCAUUACUAAAGACGAAAAAGUCACAUGCAGUUUCAAAGAGUUCAACUCAUACCAGAAAUACCUUACAGAUGUACGGAGGGAAGUGGACCAUAGGUUUAAGAUGGAGCAGAGAGAGCUGGUGCACAAGAUACUCAUCCUGCAGCAGGAGGGCAGGAUCUCCCCAGACGUGUCUGUGCCUCACUUCAUUGAAUGGUUGGUUGUCCAUCGUCGGGACCAUGUCUGCAAUACUCGCCAGCAGCAGAUGCUCAAGGAGGUGGUGGAGGAUGUGCAGAGGGAGCUGAGGCUGGAGCGACGCUGGAAGCAUCAGCGAGAACAGCGGAUGCUUCCCUCGCAAGUACAUUAG
Sardina pilchardus (European sardine) is the source of this 847-nucleotide messenger RNA. RefSeq names its product fibrous sheath-interacting protein 2-like. The coding region runs from base 251 to 847 and encodes 198 amino acids. NCBI's taxonomy places the organism in Eukaryota, Metazoa, Chordata, Actinopteri, Clupeiformes, Clupeidae. The transcript has 6 exons. The record is from RefSeq and is a predicted model, not a curated record.